AUGACCGACGCGGUGGUGGGCGGCAGCGCUGACCGGUGGAUGUGCCCCGGCGACAGGACCAUGUCUCUCCGGGCCGGCGGCGAGAAAGAGCAGCUCCCCACUGGCUGGGCAGCGCGGGGUGGCCAGCCCGACCGGCAGCGCAAGAGCGAGGAGCUGACGGACGAGGAGAAGGAGAUCAUCAACCGUGUCAUUGCCCGGGCCGAGAAGAUGGAGGAGAUGGAGCAAGAACGCAUCGGGUAAGUCUUAGAGAGGUCAGAGGCAGGCGUUCGGAAGCGCACGGCGGGUGAUGGCUCGGGCAACUGAUUUAUUCUAUGCGGGGGGCGGCUGGGGCCGCGGGGAUCUGCCUGCGUCGUCUGCGAGGACUGCAAGAAGAACGUCUGCACCAAGUGUGGGGUGGAGACCACCAACAGCCGGCCCCACGCCAUCGAUCGACAGGUGCGCCCCAGCCCCACCGAGCCCCCCCCCCAGGACCCGAAACUUCCCUCCCGAGCACCCACCCGAGGCCAGGCGGACGCCCCGGCCGAGCAGGACUCCGAUGAAGGGAGGGGCCCACCCUGCCGCCCCCCCGCCUCCCCGCAGCCCCCCGCCAUCCCGCCAGCGCCUGCUGCCCCGCUGCGGCAGCCACCCCAGGAGGAGGAGGAGGAGGAUGCCAACAGCUAUGACUCUGAUGAAGGCACGACGCUGGGAGCGCUGGAGUUCAGCCUGCUCUACGACCAGGAGAACAGCUCCCUGCACUGCACCCUCAUCAAGGCCAAAGGCUUAAAACCAAUGGACUCCAAUGGCCUGGCGGAUCCCUACGUCAAACUGCACCUCUUGCCCGGAGCCAGCAAGUCAAAUAAGCUGAGGACGAAGACGCUGCGCAACACCCGUAACCCUGUGUGGAACGAGACCCUGGUGUACCACGGCAUCACAGAUGAGGACAUGCAAAGGAAAACCCUCAGGAUCUCCGUGUGCGAUGAAGACAAAUUUGGCCACAAUGAGUUUAUUGGAGAAACUAGAGUUUCCUUGAAAAAACUCAAAGCCAAUCAGAAAAAGAACUUCAACAUCUGCUUGGAGAGAGUAAUACCCAUGAAGCGUGCUGGAACGACCGGCUCAUCCCGUGGGAUGGCACUGUACGAAGAGGAGGUAGAUCGUGGUGGGGAUGUGGAGGAGCGUGGGAAGAUCCUCGUGUCCCUCAUGUACAGCACCCAGCAGGGCGGCUUGAUUGUCGGCAUCGUCCGCUGUGUGCAUUUAGCAGCCAUGGACGCCAAUGGAUACUCGGACCCCUUCGUUAAACUUUGGCUGAAACCUGAUAUGGGAAAAAAGGCCAAGCAUAAGACGCAGAUUAAGAAGAAAACAUUGAAUCCCGAGUUUAAUGAGGAGUUCUUCUACGAUAUAAAACACAGCGAUCUGGCCAAGAAGUCACUGGACAUUUCUGUCUGGGAUUACGACAUCGGGAAAUCGAAUGAUUACAUCGGUGGCUGUCAGCUCGGCAUUACGGCUAAGGGGGAGCGCUUGAAACACUGGUAUGAAUGUUUGAAGAACAAGGACAAGAAGAUCGAACGCUGGCACACCCUCCAAAACGAGAACCACGUUGCCAGUGAUUAA
Molecule: messenger RNA, 1587 nt
Organism: Egretta garzetta (little egret)
Lineage: Eukaryota; Metazoa; Chordata; Aves; Pelecaniformes; Ardeidae
Gene: RPH3A
Product: rabphilin 3A
Exons: 19
Biological process (GO): intracellular protein transport
Cellular component (GO): membrane
Molecular function (GO): small GTPase binding
Source: RefSeq, a predicted model, not a curated record